AAAAAUCUAAUUUAUUUUACUUUUGUUGAACGUCCCUUGUAGUGUAGGCUUCAGCAUGGCGGAAUGUAUGUGUCUUGAGAUUUAGUCCCGAGGCUCAUUGCCCAAAGCCUAACUCUAACUCUUACUCAAAACCCAAACCCUAUCCUGACCCUACCCUAAACGUAACACUUAACCCUACCCUAAUCCUAACCUCUAACCCUAACCCUAACCCUAACCCUAACCCUACCCUAAACCUAACACUUAACCCUACCCUAGUCCUAACCUCUAACCCUAACCUUGACUCAUUUGGGUUUCCUAAUAUAUUUCCAGGUCAUAUAGGAGGAUAUUGUGUGCAGUAUGUCAUAUAAUUACAUAUUGUACAUUGGGGAGGAGCGCUGGGAAAUGGCUGUUAUUUGAGUCUGGUCGUUUGCAUGCUGUUGGACAGUAGAGGGGUAUUUUUCCUCCAGUCAGGGUUGUGGUUGUACGUUUGUGGUCAGCUGGGCAGUAGUGCGAGGGGAUGGCUUUAUCUGCGCAGUCAGAGUCUGCUUGCCCUGAACGACCCCCCCUGGCUGCCGUUGGUGUACCGUGCCGGACAGGACAGAUCUGACCCCCCCCGCGGUCGCAAAGACGAGGAGCGGCUGCUUCCUGACAGGAUAUCAGCGGCCCCGAUAACUCCCCGCUGACCGCCACACAUCUCCCGUGCUGAUUGGCUGCUCCACCCAGGUGUGGUAGAGGGAGGCGGCCGCACAGCAGGACCAGAGCCAACGCAAACACACGCAGAAAUACACCUGAAGAGCCAGAGCUGAUAGAUCAGGGCACAUGCACAUGCGCAUGCACACACACACACACACACACACUCACACACACACACACACACACGCACACGUGCACACACGCACCCACCCAAAUGUAAAGCAAGGCAGUAUAAAAAGGUGCUGUACAGUAGGUGGUGGGGCCAGCCGCUGCCAGACCUAGAACAUACUGUACAACAUACUGUACCAGAGAACAAACAUACUGUACAUAAAUUCAUAUGUACUCUUUUUGUCUCAUCUAAUCUCAUCUCUCUCUCUUGCUCUCUCUCUCUCUCUCUCUCUCGGUCCCUCAGUGAUGUUAUAUAAUGGUUACAUAAGCAGAAAUGAAACAGAACUUUUUUCAGAGACUGUCUACAGAGACCCAAGACAAGAUACCCCACUUUCCGAACCGUUCCAAAGAAUAGAAUACUAUUACAGUAAUGCAAUAUUGCUGAGAAAGCAACGGCAAAUUUUUUCAAGUGUUUUGGAUCACACGGCUCGGUGAAGUUUGUUUGACUGAAAAACAUCGAGACACUCGAGGCUGACCAAAGCCAUGAUAGCUGACAGUUAUUCAGAACAAACCUCCUCUCUUUCACAUGACCAUGUUAUUUUAGUUAGCCGUGCGUUGUGCUGCAGAAUUCCCAGGGAUGUGCGGGAAAACUUUCCCUUUUGAACAGCAGCUGAAGAGCUGAAGUAUUCAUAAAGGGAGGGAGGGAGCGCGCUGGAAGGAAGAUUUAUUAAUUCUUCAUGACUGAGUUUGUCAGAAAAGAAAACGGCUGCGUGAAGCACAACAGCAGUUGAAGACGUGUGUACCGAAUGUGCCUCUGUUUGCAUGCAUUAAACAUGAGGAUUUCUGCUGCGGUGGCAUGGCAACCUUUCAGCCUGUGCGGUCUGCCUCGUUGUCACACGGCGGGUGUGGGUAAAAAAGAAAACCUAAUUUAAUUUACCAAAAAAUGCUUUGUGAGGGAUGAAGAAAUUGUGCGAGUUAUUUUAAAGAGCGGGUGUUGGCUUUGCGUCGGACGGAAAAUCACCAGCUCAAAUGGCUGCUGUAGUUGCUGCCAAGGGGCAGCAUUGCAGCUAAUGGGCCUGGAAUGUUAAAGAAUAUUUGGUUCCGGAAUCUGCAGCAAUUUAUUUACUCUGUGAAAUAGCGCUCAGACCAGGGGCCAGUAGCACCAGCUGUAAAUUAAGCACAUUCAAAUUGCGUCUUCAGAAUUGGCAAGAUAUUAGAAAAGUACCCGACUUCAAAUGCUAAGUAGCCAGAGCAAUUAUACAAAGUGCACCUUGCUCUUGGCGGAUUCUUUCCACUUUCAAAGCAAAUCUUGUUGCCCAUUUUUAUGUCAUUCAUUUAGUUAAAUGUGACCAUGGCAACCCCAUAUACCUGCUGAAAAAGUCUGCCACAUUGUAUAACGAGGAACAGAGCUGGCAGUUGUAUUGUUCAGGAUUGGUGGCAUGGAAGUAUGCAUUUUUGUUUUUGAGUGUGCACUUGCUAUGUUGAGUACCAGUGUGAGUGUGCACUUGUGGUUUUAAGUAUCAGAGUGUGAGUGUGAGUGUGCACUUGUGAUGAGAGUCCGACUGUGAGUGUGCACUUGUGGUUUUAAGUAUCAGAGUGUGAGUGUGCACUUGUGAUGAGAGUCCGACUGUGAGUGUGCACUUGUGGUUUUGAGAGUGCGUGACUGUAUGCAUUUGUAUUGUUGCCUGUGCGAGUGUGCACUUACGCUGUUGAAGAUUAGAGUUUGAGUGUGCGCUCAUACUUAUUUAUGAGUAUCGGUGUGUGAAUGUGCACUCAUGAGCAUCAGUGUGUAAGUGUGCACUCAUGUUGUUGAAGAUUAGAGUCUAAGUGUGCGCUCGUGGUCAUGAGUACCAGUGUGUAAGUGUGCACUCAUGUUGUUGAUGAUUGGAGUUUGAGUGCACUCUCAUACUUACGAGUAUCAGUGUGUCAGAGCUUUGGUGGGGAACAGUGUAGGCUAAGAAGGUAGGGGCACUCCAAGCUACUCUCCUUUGUUCUUCUUUUCAAUUUUUGUUCUUUAGUCAAUCCAGACAGAGCAGUGGAUUUAGAUGAGAAUGUACUGCUCUGUUUCGAUUGACUAAAGAACCAAAAGAGAAUUUAAAAGAAGAGAAAAGCAUUUUUUUUUUUGCCUUGCAGUUCCUAUAAUUUCUUACCUUAUGCUCCUUUUUUUAUUCGCAUCCAGUUCAUUUCAUUGGGUAAUCUAUUGUUUAUUUAUUGAUCCACAGAGCACCGUGUGCCCCGUUUUGGGACACAGUUUAGCACGUGCAGUGUCCGUGGUCUGACCUGGUCUCUGUGAUGUCCCCAGGAAAUGUUCACUCCCGAGUGUAAGUUCAAGGAGUCCGUGUUCGAGAACUACUACGUCAUCUACUCGUCCACCGUGUACCGGCAGCAGGAGUCCGGCCGGGCCUGGUUCCUGGGCCUCACCAAGGAAGGGCAGGUGAUGAAGGGGAACAGGGUGAAGAAGACUAAGCCCUCCUCGCAUUUCGUGCCCAGGCCCAUAGAAGUUUGCAUGUACAGAGAGCCGUCACUGCAUGAAAUCGAGGAGAAGCAGCGUUCGAGGAAAAGUUCAGGGACUCCCACUAUGAACGGAGGCAAAGUGGUCAAUCAGGAAGCCACAUAGCAGGACCUGGAGUCACCUCCUCCUCCUCCUCUUCCUCCUCCUCCUCCUCCUCCUCCUCUUCCUCCUCUUCCUCUUCCCUGCCCUGCGCCUCCUUGCGACCGGAACUCCUGCAUUUCUUACACCACGUGCAAUGGAACAAUGAAACAUGGAACACGGAACACGGAAAAAAACCGGAUCCUUCUUGCCUGUGAAACAUUUUAGACGAAAAUAGGGAAAAUAAAUAUUUUAAAUCAGGACACUUAAUUUACAUUUUAUGCAAAAGUCUGUGAAACACUGAAAAGUUAAUCUCAUAACUAUAUUUAACAUUAUAUAAGCUUUAAACCAUGUUAGAAUUUUCACUGCUUCUUUUCUGAAUGCAUCAGAGCUUUCACCUGCCUUCAUGUGUUGCUAUAAUUAUCAUGUGUAAUAUUAUUCUUAUUGUUAUUAUGAAUGAUUCCUCUUUCUUUUCCAGAUUAAUUUUGUGUUUUGGACUGCAGUUUGUGCUCACACUUUGAGGGUUCUCUGUUUGGGAAAACUGAUGAAGUUGUGCCAGUACUCAGUGUGUGUGCAUGUGUGUGUGUGUGAGAGUGCGUGUGUGUGUUGGGGGUGGGGGGGUGGGGUUUAGCAGUUAACGCGCAGGUAGUGGGUGUGUGGGUGUCAGAGGUCAGAGGUUAGGUGGAUAGGGGUAGGGUGGGAGUCAGGCCAGGUUACGGUCCGAGGUCAGGUGGGUAGGGGUCAGUGGAAGGUCAGAUAAAGUUGGGGUCAGAAGAAUGGUGGGUAGCGUGCCUCAGGAUCAUGGAGAAUUAGGGUCAGAGGUCAUGUGAAUAGGCACUGGGCAUGGAGGGGAGGUCAGAUGAUCUAGGGACCAGAAGACAGGUAAACGGGUCUCAGACGGAUCCAGGGAAUUAGGGUUCCAGUUCAGGGUGGAUCGCGUCAGAGAGGGGAAUGUGUCCGUCAGAAGCGAGCGGGACCUGCUGGAGCAGGGAGUGGGAGGGUCAGACCCAUGUCACAGAGUGGGCGGAGUCAAUGAGGUCACAGUAGUUUUGUCAUAGCGAGGGUUUCUAUUCCUCUGGCCGCUCCUGGUCCAUUCUGCAAUUGCCUAGCCUGUGAGCUACCCGGAUUUUGAGGGGGGUGGGGGGUAGGGGGGGGGUGUCUGGUGACCCCUGCGUUGCCAGGGUCCCGCUGGAGGAUGGCCCGGUCUGGUCCCGUGAGCGCUGAGUCAGGGGAGAGGGGGCAGCACAAUGACCCCCCCCCCCCAAUUUUCUCACCGGCCUGCUGGCCUCUGUAAUCUCAGGGAGAAAAGAUCCCGGCCCAGGAGUGGAGACUGUUAAUAACACCCCUAAAAACGGCAGACCCGUCCCACUGCACAUUUACGGGACUCUGGGCUCGGGGGUGGGGGGGGGGGGGGCGGGGCGGGUAGGGGAGGGGAGCGGGGAGGUGAGGGGGGAGAGGGGAGGGUUCUCCGUGUGCAAAUACGCUCAUGAUCUGUCCAAUGUCUUCCAUUUGAGAACAAGGGGUGCCCGAUCCCACUCAAUCCAAUACGAACGCCUCACUCUGAGGGAGAAGGAUGGAAAGAGAGAACGGUGGAUUAAUGGAGGGAGGAAAUGAAAGAAAAAGUGAGUGGAUUGUCUGUCGCACGGACGACCACCGGUAUGCAAAGGUGUUUUUUUUUUUUUUUUAUUGGAUUAAACUUAUUAUUUGUGUUUGUACCUUAUAUAAACACCUUCAUAUAUGCAUUAUGAAAAAGAAGAAAAAUAUUUAAAUUAAGCUGCAGAAUGAACGAAAAUGAUUUGAAAAUAAAAAUAUUAUACCAAAAA
This is a messenger RNA of Anguilla rostrata (American eel), 5193 nucleotides long. Its product is annotated as fibroblast growth factor 12-like. The transcript has 2 exons. Bases 3086 to 3397 code for a protein of 103 amino acids. Gene Ontology annotation, cellular component: nucleus; cytoplasm. Gene Ontology annotation, molecular function: sodium channel regulator activity; growth factor activity. Gene Ontology annotation, biological process: regulation of voltage-gated sodium channel activity. The record is from RefSeq and is a predicted model, not a curated record. NCBI's taxonomy places the organism in Eukaryota, Metazoa, Chordata, Actinopteri, Anguilliformes, Anguillidae.